Messenger RNA from Cylicocyclus nassatus, 530 nucleotides. The record is from the annotation of a GenBank genome assembly. NCBI's taxonomy places the organism in Eukaryota, Metazoa, Nematoda, Chromadorea, Rhabditida, Strongylidae.
GUGAUGUCGAAUUACAGGCGCAAUGCUUCCUUCAUUAUCCGAAUUGAUAUACUGGACAGGACUGACGCUUUUCGAAUUGUGGUUGCAUGCUGCAUCACUCCUGGUGUUUCUUAUAAUACUCCCGCUGAAGAUUCAUCAAAUCUAUGUUAUGUCCUAUUGGUUGGUGUUUUCUCCACUAUUCAUCGCUAGCAGCUUCAAUUCUUACUUCGUCUUCAUCAUUUUCGUCCGAUCUGUUUUUGAAUACAAAGACUUCAAAGGACCAGCACUCAAAUUCGGCUUCAAUGUGAUGCGACUUGCUUUGAUCGCACUUUUUGAAGUGCUGCUUUGCUAUAAAAUCGAAGGUGAUUUCGAACAUGGCCAGGUGGCGGUACGAUCAUCUUAUGGUGUUGUCUUCACUCCAGUGUGGAUACUUUUUCUAGCGCUGUGCAUACAAACAUGUAGGCUAUUUUGACAGUUUCAUAUAACCAUAAGAUCAAUGUCAUUACGAGGUAAACAUAGUUCAACUACGGGUGUUCUUCAUAACUGGAAUA